CCGUCACUGGCUGGCAUCAACCCUAACGUUUCUCACUCCUUUGCUCACUCCGCCACCCCUCCGUCACCUUGACCCUAACGUCGUCAUCUCUCCCUCUCUCUCUCCCCUGCCGUCUUUUCCAAAUCUCAUGGCCACCGACGAUUUCCCAUUAAUCGACGAUCCGCACGCUCCUCCGCCUCCUCACGCACCCGCCGACGUCCACCCCGACUCCGAGUCCGUCCACGGUGGAGAUUAUUACCCGACCUACCCCGACUCCGACCAGGAAAAGUCCGGAUCCGGAGCUCCAACAACUCCGUCGUCGAAACGGAGCCACCACCACCACCAGCCGCCGUCGUCGCAGCAGCAGCAAUUCUAUUACAACAACAACAGCAGCAGCAGCAAAAGGCAGAAAGCGAACGGCAACGGCGCGGAACCGGAAUCGACCGCUAACACCGCCGCGACGCCGGAUUACCGUGCGGAUUACCGCAAGGACAGGGAGGAAUGGAGCGACACGGCGAUCUCGUGCCUGCUGGACGCCUACACGGUGAAGUACAGCCAGCUGAACCGCGGGAACCUGCGGGGGAGGGAUUGGGAGGAGGUGGCGGAGUCGGUGAGCGAGAGGGGCGGGAGCGGUAACAGGAAGAGCGUGGAGCAGUGCAAGAACAAGAUCGAUAAUCUGAAGAAGAGGUAUAAAGUGGAGCUGCAGAGGAUCAGCGGUGGUGGGUUUGGAGGUAAUGUGGCUAGCAAUUGGCAUUGGUUCAAGCAGAUUGGAGCCAUCAUCGGGAGUUCAUCUUCUGGUUCUAAAGCCGUCUCCGCUGGUGGCGGUGGAGCUGUUGCAGAGAGUAGUGAACCCAGUCCCAUCGCAGUGGCGGUUCCUGUUGUGAAUGGCGGCACGUUGACGACCGUCAGGCAGACUAAAAGGCAAACCCCGACCAGUUCUGCCUUAGCAAACAACUUGAAACCUAAAUCAAUGCCGAAUUUGAAAUGGCGCAGAGUUGUGUUCAAAAUCAGCGGUGCUGCUCUGGCAGGUAACUGCCAGAAUAUUGAUCCGAAGGUUGCAAUGCAGAUAGCAAGUGAAGUGUCAACAGUUUGUCGCCUUGGACUUGAGGUGGCAAUUGUUGUUGGUGGUCGUAACUUCUUUUGUGGAGAUUCAUGGAUAUCUGCCACUGGCUUGGACAGACCUACAGCAUACCAGAUUGGAUUUAGAUUGCCAUUCCUUCCGCUUAAGUGAACUUGUGAUUCCCUUAAACUUUCCAUGUUGCUCGGAUGUUGACGUUCAACUAUCUCAUGCAUUGCUGUGAAUCAAUUUUCGUCACUUCGCCUAGUUGUCUGAUCAGUUUGCUUGCUACGGUAAUCAGCAUGAUGGCAACUGUCAUGAAUUCUGUAUUGCUGCAAUCAGCUUUAGAGAAACUGGGAAUUCAGACUCGCGUGCAAAGUGCAUUUUCAAUGCCAGAGCUCGCUGAGCCUUAUAGCAGGCAACGAGCUAUCCGACAUCUUGAGAAAGGGAGAGUGGUCAUAUUUGGUGGGGUGGGUGCUGGGGCUGGCAACCCUUUGUUUACAACCGACACAGCAGCAGCCCUAAGAGCUUCUGAGAUCAAUGCAGAUGCUCUGCUCAAAGGCACUAACGUAAAUGGCAUUGAUGAUUGGCAAACCAGUAAUAGCAAUAUGAUACUGGAUCACAUAUCAUUCAGAGACGUGGUCUCUGGGGGUGCUACCUCGAUGGACAUGAUGGCGAUUACCUACUGCGAAGAGAAUGGAAUCCCAGUUGUGGUCUUCAACAUGCUGGAGCCUGGAAAUAUAUCAAGAGCGCUAUGUGGUGAACAGGUUGGGACUUUAAUUGAUCAAACAGGAAGGAUCAGUCAAUAACUGCCAUCUAUCAUAAACCGCGCAUUUUAUACAUUUCCGAGCUUCUUAUUUGUGUGUACAUACCCGAAUUUGUUGUUCAAAGCAGGAAAACAACAAAGAUGUGUAAACAUAAUGUGAUAAGGACUGUGUAAACAUGUCCUCCCCAUUGUGAUGUAGCUAGAUGAUCUAUAUUCGUGUCUACCCAUUCUUCCAGACUCGUGUAAAAUAAUUACGAGUCUCUUCGCCUCGAUGUUAGCCUUGCAGUUGGUCUAGUUGACUGAAUCUUCUGUGUAUUUGCUAAUUCUAAUUAUGGUGUGAUGUGUGCUAUUUAUAGUUUUGUCCAGUUCGGUUCAUACA
Linum tenue is the source of this 2181-nucleotide messenger RNA. The record is from the annotation of a GenBank genome assembly. NCBI's taxonomy places the organism in Eukaryota, Viridiplantae, Streptophyta, Magnoliopsida, Malpighiales, Linaceae.